Messenger RNA from Cetraspora pellucida, 399 nucleotides. The record is from the annotation of a GenBank genome assembly. NCBI's taxonomy places the organism in Eukaryota, Fungi, Glomeromycota, Glomeromycetes, Diversisporales, Gigasporaceae.
GCAUUUUUAGAGCUGCUGCACUAUCUGGUGCUUCUACUAGAAUUUAUGAGGUUUUGGAAUUAUGUGACAGAAUAGAACAAGACUAUGUUGGUAAAGGUGAAAAAAAAGAUAAUUUGCAAUAUUUUCUGUUCAUCUAUUUUGCCAAUUUGGAUGUCAAUGAUCAAAAAACAGUUGAUGAAUUUCUCUUGAAAUUGGAUAAAAUUCCAAAUAAAUCAAACCUUGGUGCAAAUGCGAUUCCUAGUGUAUCUUUUGCAGUCGCUAAAGCUGGUAAUGUUACAAUAAUGUUUUUGUAUAGGGACAUUCCACUUUACGCACACAUAGCCGAUCUCACUGGAAGUAAAAAACCUUAUGUUCUUUCUAUAUCCAUUUUCAAUAUGAUCAAUGGCAGUUCUCAUGCUG